GAAUAAAGUUAAUUACACUUCAGAAAACAAGUGACCAGUCGUUUCCUAGAAUACUAUCAUCAAAAAAGUAUUUGAGAUGUUGUACUUAGUGAUGGUUAAAAAAUGUUGAGUUGAGCUGUAUUCAUCAGUUGCGUCAACCCAUAUGUUAAAUACUCACAAGUCAUGUUACUACUUGUUGCGCAGAUUGUUUUUUUCUAUAAUGCAGCUUGUGCUUUGGAAAAAAGUCAAGGCGCUCUUGGACCUCGCAUUUUUACAUUUGUACAUGGUGAUGUGGAUGCCAAACUUAAUUUCUCUGCAGCGGAACAUUACUGUCAAUCUAUUGGACGGCUUUCUGAUACGAAUAACAUGGAUGACUCAAAGGAUAAACAAAACCGUCAGCACCUGUUUUCUAAUCCGUCACAAAGUCAUAAGGAUGGCAUGGUCCUACGAACUUCCCUUGCAUCCGUGCACUCAUAUCCAGAAAAUCUAGCUUUGGUAAAGUGGGUAGCCAAACAAGAAAAGCAUUCAUUUUGGAUAGGAGGCAAAAUUACUAAAACAAUGAAUGAGUUUACAAGACCCAUUUAUGUUUUGCAUUGGGUUGACGGCAGUAAAGAAAUGACUUCCAUGCGAGUUGGUGAACACAGAUGCACGUCUGUUGAUUAUAGUUCUGGACAAUGGGGGAUUCAUUUAUGUUCCGAAAAGAAAUAUUUUGUUUGCCUUACAGUCCCAGUUUUCAAUACAGAAAAUCAAGAAUCUCCAAAGCAGAAGGAAAAAUCAUCACGCUCUUUGGAAAAGAAAUCUGAAACACAUGAUGCUCUAAUUGAUGAUGAAAUGGGAAGUACGUUAUUAUAAUUAGUGUGCUAUUUUGAAGAUUCUAUAAGUAGGUAGAACCAAACGUUUCCAUGAUAUGUGUUAAUCCUUGAAUUUUUGUUUCUUUGUUGUUUGUAUAUAAAAUCAGUACUAAACAAAUAUACUGUUCAAAAUAAGUUUUUUUCCUAAGUUUAUUCAUUAGUUCACAGGUGCCUCUCAUAAAUGAAAGGAAACUGAUGUACUUGAUAGUUUUAUAGUCUUUAAGAUAGCUAAAUAUGCACUUGAUUGUUUUUUAUAUGUAUUAAAUAUAUUAACUAAUUAUUAGCUAACCGGAUAUUUUACGUUCAUAACUAUGUACAACAUCCCUAUUUUUAUGUUAUUAUGGUAUCCCAACUUUUAAGAAACAGCCGAUGUUAUCAACUACCUAUAAAACUUAUUUCAACUUUGCAUAAAUGCUAAAUCAUGAGUUUUAGUUUGAUGUAAGUAGACGAAAUGAAGUUUUAUUCUUUGGUCCUGUGUUUAUAAUUCAGUGAAGUCUUUUAUACCAUCUAUUUAUAGUCCUUAAGUGUAAUUGGAGGAUGUAAGACGAUUCGAAAUUUAGUCCUAUAAAUUUUUCUUUACUUUUAUGGUCAAAUCAUGAUAAAUUUACAUUUGAAAUGAAAC
Messenger RNA from Schistosoma rodhaini, 1452 nucleotides. Lineage: Eukaryota; Metazoa; Platyhelminthes; Trematoda; Strigeidida; Schistosomatidae. The record is from the annotation of a GenBank genome assembly.